Seminavis robusta is the source of this 2270-nucleotide messenger RNA. The record is from the annotation of a GenBank genome assembly. NCBI's taxonomy places the organism in Eukaryota, Bacillariophyta, Bacillariophyceae, Naviculales, Naviculaceae.
CAAGUUUGGGAGCCUCUUCUAUCGAUCCCAAGACAACAUCAAUACUGUCGUAACAAUCCCAACAACAAUCCACACUACUACCGUAUCGCAAGAUGGAAGAUGUAAUGGGCUUUACUCCAUUGGGCUCGGGUCAAGAAGUGGGCCGUAGUUGUCAUGUCUUGGAAUUUCGCGGCAUGACGUUACUGUUGGAUUGCGGCAUUCAUCCUGGAUACGAUGGAAUGAACGGAUUGCCCUUUUUGGAUCGCGUGGAACCCGAGCAAAUCGAUGUCUGUCUCAUUACCCACUUUCACCUGGACCACGCCGCCAGUUUGCCCUAUCUCACGGAACGAACGCCCUUUCGAGGACGCAUCUUCAUGACACACCCCACCAAGGCGGUCUUGCGACUCCUCUUGGGGGAUUACCUGCGAUUGCUCAGUAUGCGCAAUGCCAAAGCCGAAGAUGUCCUCUACACCGAAGCCGAAUUAAUGUCUUGUCUUGAAAAGGUCGAACUCAUUGACUAUCAUACUACGGUCGAUCUGGGAGGACUCUCCUUUCACGCCCUCAAUGCCGGACACGUUCUCGGCGCUUGCAUGUACUUUUUGGAUUUCCUAGGAGGACGAUCCGUCCUCUACACGGGCGACUACUCAAUGGAAGAAGAUCGGCAUUUGAUGGCGGCCGAAGUGCCGGAAAAGAAACCCGACGUCCUAAUCACGGAAGCCACUUAUGGGGUGCAAGUCCAUGCGUCGAGACGGGAACGAGAAGCGCGUUUUUGUGGUACCGUCGAUCGCGUCGUCUCACGGAAUGGACGCUGUCUCAUACCCGUAUUUGCCCUCGGGCGAGCGCAAGAAUUGCUCCUCAUUUUAGAUGAAUACUGGCAAGGCAAUCCGCAGUUGCAAAACAUUCCCAUUUGGUACGCAUCCAAAUUGGCAUCGCGGGCGCUGAGGGUGUAUCAAACCUAUGCCAAUAUGAUGAAUGCCAGAAUACGAACGCAAAUGGAUGUCAGCAAUCCAUUUGCAUUCAAUUACAUUCAAAAUCUCAAAUCCAUUGAUGUCAAUUCCUUUGACGAUUCCGGACCUUCCGUCGUCUUUGCAUCGCCGGGAAUGUUACAAUCCGGUGUCUCGCGACAGCUGUUUGAUCGAUGGGCAUCCGAUCCCAAAAAUGGAGUCCUCAUUGCCGGAUAUGCCGUCGAACACACACUCGCCAAGGAAAUCAUGAAUCAACCAAAAGAAGUCGUCACUAUGGAAGGAAGACGACAACCCCUCAAUUGUCUCGUCGAUUAUGUCAGCUUUUCGGCCCAUGUCGAUUUUGUACAGAAUCGAUCCUUUAUUCAACAAGUCGAUCCCAAACAUAUUAUUCUCGUUCAUGGACAAAAAGAUGAAAUGGGACGAUUGAAAAGUGCACUCUUGUUGCAGUACAAGCAGUUGCCAGAGAACAAACGACCCACGGUGAUUAUGCCACCCAACUUGGCACGAGUCUCACUCCGAUUUGCUAGGAGACGAUCCGCCAAAGUCAUGGGGACAUUGGCCGAUCGAGAAACGGAACCCAAAGAGGGAGAACAAGUGCGAGGGGUUGUUGUCACGCACAACUUUCAAUCCAAAAUUGUAGCGCCAGAGGAUCUAGCCGCGUACACGCCACUACGGGUGGGAUCCAUCUUUAGCAAGUUGCACGUACCCUUUUUAGGGUCCGUGGCAACUUUGAAAUUGUUCUUGACGGAAAUGUUUACCGAUGUGACGACGACCGAAGGGGAAGACAACAACAACCAGACCUUUGAAUUGCAUCAGGGCAAGAUCAAACUCAAGUGUGGGGAAACCAAAGGGGCGGUGAUUGUGGAAUGGGAAGCUAGCCCUGCGGGCGACAUGAUUGCCGAUGCCGUGGUGGCGUUGAUCAUGCAUGCUCAGAGUAGCUCCGCGUCGAUCCGACUCACCAGUAGACCUUGUCGACAUUCGCGACCAAACGAUGAAGAGGAAGAACCGGCGCAGAAAAAAGCUAGAGCGGGGGAAAGCGUUGACACAAAGCUUCGAUUCCUGCACACGACACUGUUGAAACAGUUUGAUUCCGUCGAGGCGACAUUCGAAGCCAAGUCUGCCACAUUCGACAUCAAACUGGAUACGUCGCUCGAGUCGGGAGUCAUGGAUGAGGAUGGGAAGCUCACGGUGACGGCAAAGGUUGAUUUUGAUGACUCCGGGUUGAAUGCAACAAUCACUGUAGAAAGCAAGGACAAGAAGAUUGCUGCCAACGUGAAGGAUUGCCUGAAGAAUGUAUGUACUAGUCUUAAUCCAAUUAGUGCAUAA